Molossus molossus (Pallas's mastiff bat) is the source of this 1355-nucleotide messenger RNA. It is a transcript of the gene USP18, whose product is annotated as ubiquitin specific peptidase 18. Gene Ontology annotation, molecular function: cysteine-type endopeptidase activity; cysteine-type deubiquitinase activity. The transcript is spliced from 11 exons. Gene Ontology annotation, cellular component: cytosol; nucleus. The record is from RefSeq and is a predicted model, not a curated record. NCBI's taxonomy places the organism in Eukaryota, Metazoa, Chordata, Mammalia, Chiroptera, Molossidae. Gene Ontology annotation, biological process: protein deubiquitination. Bases 229 to 1248 code for a protein of 339 amino acids.
CCAGGGACAUACUGCACCCGAGAAGUCCCACCAGAGCUGACUCACGAGAGCUCUUCCAGGAAGUGAGGUCAUGCGGUGCUGAAGACCGGCCAGCCGCAGCCUGGGGAUUUUGGAGUGGUCACUAAUGGGCAAGGUGUCUGGGUUCCUGAGGAAAUUUGCCCACCGGUCCUGGCUGAGUCUCAGCAUUUCUCUGCAGACCCUGUUGAGAAGAAGCAAGACAACAGCAACAUGAAGAAGAAGAGGGAGCUGCUACCCAAACACCUCAGUGCCUGGGACUGCCCUCAGGGCCCAGUAGGUUUACACAACAUUGGACAGACCUGCUGCCUUAACUCCCUGAUCCAGGUAUUGCUUAUGAACAUGGCCUUCACCCAGAUACUGAAGAGGAUGACAGUGCCAAGGGAAGUGGACGAGCAGAGGAGGAGUGUCCCGUUCCAGCUGCUCUUGCUGCUGGAGAAGAUGCAGGACAGUCGACAGAAAGCAGUGCAGCCCCUGGAACUCCUCUACUGUCUCCAGAAGUACAAUGUACCAAUGUUUGUCCAGCAUGAUGCUGCCCAACUCUACCUCACAGUCUGGAAUCUAAUUAAGGGCCAGAUCACUGAUGUGGACUUGGUAGAGAGACUGCAGGCCCUGUAUACGAUCCAGAUGAAGGAGUCCUUGAUCUGCCUUGAGUGUACCAUGGAGAGUAGCAGAAACAGUGUCAUGCUGACCCUCCCACUUUCUCUUUUUGAUAUGGACUCAGCGCCCCUGAGGACACUGGAGGAUGCCCUUCGCUGCUUCUUCCAGCCCAGGGAGCUGUCGAGCAAGAGCAAGUGCUUCUGUGAGAACUGUGGGAAGAAGACCUGUGUGAAGCAGGUCUGUAAGCUGAUGGAUUUGCCCCAGACCUUGACAAUCCACCUGAUGAGAUUUUCCAUCAGAAAUUCACGGACAGAAAAAAUCUGCCACUCACUGUAUUUCCCCCAGAGCUUGGAUUUAAAUCAGUUUCUUCUGACUGAGAAAGACGUCAGCAAUGCCGAGCACCAGCGUGGAAAGCAGUAUGAACUCUUUGCUGUGAUUGCCCACAUGGGGCUGGCCGACUUUGGGCAUUACUGUGCCUAUAUCCGGAAUUCUGUAGAUGGAAAAUGGUUCUGCUUCAAUGACUCCAGUGUUUGUUGGGUGUCCUGGGAAGACAUCCAGUGUACCUAUGGAAAUCAUAACUGCCGCUGGAGGGAAACUGCCUAUCUUCUGGUUUACAUGAAGACUGAGUCCUAAUGGAUGUACCCUAAAUCUUCAGAGACUGAUAAAGUAUCAUUUUCCUUUCUUUCUUUUUUUUAAUCCCCAUCUGAGGACAUUUUUUGAUAUUUUGUUCAGAUGGAGUG